GUGGAGGAGGGAGGACGUUCGCUCUCGGUCUCUCUCUCGCCUGUGCCACGCCGCCGCCGUCACCGCCCCCUUCUCCGCGCGCACACACAUACACACAAACACGGCCGCUGCACAUACACACACGUACGCACACACACGCGCGCGCCGAUGAUGAUGAUGAUGAUGGUUGUGGAAUGACGUGUCUGUGCCGGGAAUUUUGCCUGAGUGUGACCUGUUUUUGUCGCGUAUAAUACUUGCGGUCAGUGUGGAAAAGAUAGACACAGAGAGAGAGAGAGAGAGAAAAAGAGAGAGAGAGAGAGAUAGAGAGAGAGAGAGGGAGUGAGAAAGAGAAAGAGAGAGAGAGGAGAGAAAAGGAAAAAAAAGGAAGGUGUCGGAAAGAGAAAGAAUAAGAGAAAUAGAAAAAAACAAAGACGAAACACAAGAAAUUUUGAGAAACGUGAUUUUUGAGAAAGGAAAAAGAGGAAAAGGAGGAAAAAAGGUGAUGGGAGUUUUUUUCCUUGUGAGAGUGGAGUGAGAGUGACGAGAGGACACCUCCAUCACCACCACCACCACCACCAAUAUGAUAACACCACCUCCACCACCACCACCAUCCCCACCGUCAUCAUCACCACCACCAUCACCACCACCACCACCACUCAUCACCAACACCACCAACACCAACACGUGGAAGCCCUGACCACCACUGAAGAAGGAGGAGGUGGAGGAGGAGGAGGAGGAGGAGGAGGAGGAGGAAAAAGGAGGAAGAGGAGGAGGAGGAGGAAGAGGAGGAGGAGGAAGAGGCUAAAAUAACAAUCCAAAAAAAGAAAUAAAUGUCAUAUCAAUAAAUAGGAACUUCAUCUAAGAAAGACCCAAUUGGAGGAGGAGGAGGAGGUGGAGGUAGGGGGAGAAGGAGAGGAGGAGGAGGAGGAGGGAGAAGAAAUAGAACCCAACCAUCUCAGCAACGCUUUUGGAUCAAUUCUCGAUAGUCGCUGAAGAAGAAGAAGAAAAAGAAGAAGAAGAAGAAGAAGAAGAAAAGAAGAAGAGGAAUAACUAAUAGAAGAGGAAAAAGAACGAGAAGGGGGCAAGAAGCUGAAAAAAAGAAAUCGGAGUAGAAAAAAAACAAGAAGAAGAACGGGAAGAAGAAAAUAACCAGAAAAAAUAGAAAGAACUCAAAAACUAGGAAAAAAUCAAAAUCAAAAACAAACAAGACAAAGAAAUCAACAAAACAUAAGUAGAAGAAAAACAAAACAAAAAAAAGAGAACUCGAAAAAAAUAGGAGGAAGAAAGGAAGGAAGGAAGAAGGAAAAGCAGGGAUAGGAGGAGGAAGAAGAAAGAGGAAAAGAAACACAAGAAGUACCAAACGAACCUACCUACCUACCUAGCCACCAACGCUCCUAAUCAGUGAUCCCGCGAGGCUACCAAACUCUCCUUCCAAUCACUCGCGCGCAUUCCACCCUCCGCCCCAUGAACAUACCUCGCGCUGACGGCCAAGAUGCGGCGUGACUCUGCCCUUGCUAAGAUCCGGGAGGACGCGUCGAGAGGCUGCAAGGGAGGCGACGCGGCAGAAGAUCGGAUGCUGCGGAAGGGCGAGGAAGAGUAGCAAAACCAGCAAGACCUCAAGAGCACCAGAAGACGAAGAACCUGAAGAAGAGUCGAAGUAGAAGAACGGGCCAUCAGGAGUUCGUCAAGCCAAGAAGAAGAGUGCUGCCUGGUGUUGGUGGUGCUGUUUGAAGAUGAAGAUGAGCAGGACUAUAGUAAUGGAUCGAGGUGGUGGUUUGGGUGGUGUUGGUGAUGUUGUUGGAGAAGGAAGAGGAGGAAGAGAAAGAGGAAGAAGAGGAUCGUGUUUGUGGCGGUUUUGGUGGUGCAGAGCUAUCGUGAUGGUGGCAGUCUUUGCGGGGGGAGGCGGGGGGCGGGGGGUGUCGGCUGGGGGCGUGCUGGGCGGGGGGCUGCAGGCUGUGGUGGGGCCAAGCCUGAUGACACGGCUGGUGGAGACGGAGGCGGUGGCGAGGGUGGCGGCGGCGGCGGAUCGGGAGUGUUGUGGACUGUCCGACCCCACUGCCACGCCUCUUACACGCCACUGGCUCUCCCACCCCCACGCCCACGGCCACACUCACGCCCAUACCACGCCCCCUUCGUCCCCCUCUGGUGACGCCGCCCCCGCUGUGUGUAACGAUAAUUCUCCUGCUGGAUUCUACUUGCGGCGAUCAGUCAAGAGCCGCCGCUGGGUCAUGUUUCUUGAAGGAGGGUGGUACUGCUUCGACCGGGAGAGCUGCGAGCAGAGGUGGCACCGGCUGCGUCCCCUCAUGACCUCGCGGGGCUGGCCGGAGACGAGGACGGCGGGCGGCGUGCUGUCCCCCAAUCCCGAGGACAAUCCGCACUGGUGGACGGCCAACCACGUCUUGGUGCCCUAUUGCUCGUCGGACUCGUGGGCGGGCACAAAGCGGGCGGAGGAGGGCUCGGGCUCAUGGUCGUUCCUCGGCAGCGUCAUAGUGGAGCAGGUCGUCGCGGCUCUCCUGCAGCACAACUUCACCCACGGCCACAAGCUGAUCCUCGCCGGCAGCAGUGCAGGCGGCGUGGGCGUGCUGGUGAACGUGGACCGUGUGGCGCAGCAGCUGGCCCGUCUGGGGGUGCGCGGGGAGGUGCGUGCCGUGGCUGACUCGGGCUGGUUCCUGGACAACGAGCCCUUCAAGCCGCUGCAGUGCGUCGACGCCCACAGCUGCCCACCCGUCGAGGCCAUCAGGCGGGGGCACGAGCUCUGGCAGGGCCGCAUCCCCGAGAGCUGCGGUGCCCUCUACCCGAGACACCCGUGGUUCUGUUACUUCGGGUACCGCCUCUAUCCCACCCUUCAGUCGCCCUUGUUCGUGUUCCAGUGGGUGUUCGACGAGGCGCAGAUGACGGUGGACAACGUGGGAAAGCCGAACUCCAAGCAGCAAUGGGACUACAUCCACGGCACGGGCGAGAGGCUGCGGCGAACCUUGCAGAAUGUGACCGCCCUCUUCGCCCCUUCGUGCAUCAGCCACACCGUGCUCACCAAGAGGAACUGGGCGGCCGUCAAAAUAGGCGACGUGUCCCUCCCUCAGGCCCUCUACUGCUGGGACAUCACACCUUUCGCCACGCUCACCGCCAGGAAACACGCUACAGAAGGCACAGGAGGAGGAGGAGGAGGAGGAGGAGGCAGUAGGGUAGAAGAGGAGGAGGGGGAGGACAGUGUAGUGAGUGCCGUGGAGGAGAGAAUUCAGGAGGAGGAGGUGGAGGUCAGUGCAAACAGGAGAGCUUAUAGACACCAAAAACGCGGUGACAGGAAAACAAAAAGACAAAGACACGCAGGAGGAGGCGAUAGACGGAGGGCGGGAGACAGGAGCAGACGAAGGCGAGGCAAACGGAGGAACAGGAAGAACCGGAGGAGGCCACAGAACAGAACCAGAACACAAUACAGUGCAAGGAACCAAACUGAAGAAGUGAAGGGUGACGCAGUUCGACAAGAGGGCAAUGCAGGGGAGGCAGGGAGUGACGGCAGGGACACAGAAGGGGUGGUUAGUGUUUCUCGGGGGACGGGGAGGCUUGGGGAGCAUAACCUUGGCGGGGAGAUGCUCGCGGACUCACCCGAGAAUCUUCCCCAUGAUCCUCUUAUUGGGGAAUCGAAUGCCAUCGCUAGAACCUCACAGGACACCGCCGCCAGAACCUCUACCCACCGCCCAGGGAACAGGAGAAGGGGUAAGGAGGAGAGGAAGAGGAAAGGGAGGCGGCGCAAGGGGAAGAAGAGGAGCAGGAGUAAGGAGAGGGAGAGGAAAAUGAAGAAACGGGAAAGGAGACGUAAAAGGAAGGAGAGGAGGAGAAGAAAGCUGCAGUUGAAGAAGAGAAAGAAGAAGAGAGAGAGACGACUAGGUGAACGAGAACUGAAUGAGAGCAUGAGGCCGGCCCGUUCCCUGCCCUCCCCCAGCCCGCCCCAGCAGCCCGCAGUCCCCGCCAGUCCUUCCCAGACCCUCGGCACCCCAGUCCCCUUCGGUGGCGUUACGGGGGGCGUGGAGGAAGCCGCGGCGGAAGUGUGGACGGAGGAUCUGUGCCCGGCGCGGAUCCUGCACCUGACGGACCGGUGUGCUUGGCCUCACUGCAACUACGCGUGUCCGAGGCUGCUCAACCCCUUCACUGGCGAGGAGAUGAACUUUACCGAGCUACUGAAGAGCUUCGGCCUGGACAUGGCAAGCGUGGCCUCGGCUCUCGGCAUCGACAUCCACACACUCAACUCGAUGGGCAAUGACGAGCUACUCCUCAUCCUGACCCAGUGACCCGGAGCUAGAGGCUGACCUUUAGCGAGUGACCAAGAGUGAGCCAAAGUGGUUAAAUGUGACAAGAGUGGUGAAGGUUGUGGAAAAAGUGACUUGGAGUGGUAUAGUGUGGGGAAAAAGUGACCUGGAGUGGCUGAUUGUGGUCCUAAGUGACUAAGUGAUAUGGAAACUGGAUGGAAAGGGACGACGCUUUUCCUGCGGACAAUUAUUGUGUGACUUACAUAAUAUGAGUGAGAAAAGAGGGAGACACUGAGUGACCUGAUGUACCCUCUGCGGGCCAUGGAACACCAAAACGGAUGGAAAAUGUGAAAGUGGUCAAAUAUAAUGGAAACAUAAACCAAGUAAUAAACAAGAGGAUACUAACCUGGUCAUACAUUGUGGAAACAUGAUUCAGAAAAGGGAAAAAGAUAUAAAUAGUGAAAAAAGUGUUCAAAUUCAAUGGAAACAUGAUUCACAGUCUGGAAAAAAAUAAAAAUGCAAGUGUUGAAAUAUAAAGGAGACAGGACCCGAAUAUUGCAAAAGAGGUGAAAAAUUAUGUAAAAGAAUCCAAAAUUAGGCAAACGUAAUCACAUGUAGUGCAAAUAGGAUCGUAAGAGACAACAGAGUGUAAACGAGACCCGGAAUCAUACAAAAACGAUCAUAAUAUGUGCAAAACGUGGUCCAAAGUGAUGACAAGUGAUCCCAAGCUAACCCAGAGAGCUGAAGAGUAACGUGACUGAUCCGCAAUUGUAUUUAGUGAUUGAUUCUAACUAUUGAUCCAGCGUGACUCAUAACGACUUAGAUGUGAUCCGUGUGACUUAUGAUCCACCGUUGAUCAAAAGUGACAUAAAUACUUAGUUGAUCAGCUUGGUUCGAAAAUGAUACAAAUUUGGCAGGAAAAAGAUCGGUCGUGGUAGGGACAAAGUGGCGCGCACACACACACACACACACACACACACACACACACACACACACACACACACACAAACACACACACAGCAAAAACAGCAACAUCCUACACAAUUGUUCUAUCGUAAUAUUCUUUAAUCUUUGAAGAAUGUCUGUCUUUGAGAAUAGAAAAAGUGUGAACGUGGAAUAAAGGGGCGUGGUGAGUGAGCGUGUGUGUGUGUGUGUGUGUGUGUGUGUGUGUGUGUGUGUGUGUGUGUGUGUGUGUGUGUGUGUGUGUGUGUGUGUUAUCAAUGUAUAUAUGCAUACCUCAGGCCUUCUGUGGCCAGCGAGUGUGUGUGUGUGUGUGUGUGUGUGUGUGUGUGUGUGUGUGUGUGUGUGUGUGUGUGUGUGUGUUCUUUUUUAUAAUAACGUUAAAAACGCCUCUAAAUAUGUCGUAAGGAUGAGUUACGUGUACAUCGAUUUAGUGACGUAUACCGUUCAAGAUAACUUGGCGAAAAGGCUCCUCCCCAUCACUCCCUUACUGGCUACCUGAUGAACAAGCCCCGUCUCUCCCGCCCCACGACGCCUGUGAUUGGUGUUCGGUGAGGGACGGACGCAUUUGAUUGGCGGGCGCUGAGAUGGGUGGGCGGGGCCUCUUCGCCAUGUUAGGUUGAUCGGACAACAAAAUAUAUAUAGUACCUUUUAUUUUCUUAUGUGCUUUGAGUUGCAUUUCCCGGACUCCCGUUCCUUAAGAUGUUAGUGUGGUUAUUUGUAUUGUAAUGGUAAUGUUAAUGCUUCCUCCCUGUGUUCAUAUCCUUUCUCACUUCAUUCUGUUUACCCUCUUAUCCUUUUUUUCUUUUUUCCCUAGUGAUUGGUCUUCAAGUUCAUUCAUUAUCACUGCUUCUUUUUCUUCUUCUUCUUCUUCUUCUUCUUCUUCCUCCUCUUUUUCUUCUUCUUCUCCUUCUUCUUCUUCUUCUUCUUCUUCUUCUUCUUCUUCUUCUUCUUCUUCUUCUUCUUCUUCUUCUCUUCCUUCUUCUUCCCUUCUUAUUGUCCUCUUCUGUUAUUCUUUUUACCACCACCACCUUCUUUUUUUUCUUCUUCUCCUUCUCCUUCUCCUCCUCCUCCUCCUCCUCCUCCUCCUCCUCCUCCUCCUCCUCCUCCUCCUCCUCAGUACAGACUCAGGCAGCUUCGGCAGGUUGUUUGUGCGUGCGUGCGUGCCUUGCCCUGGGCACGUCGCCCCCCUUAGGCACAUUAUCAGGGCAUUUUUUGUUCGCUAUUGUGAGGUUGACUGUCCUUAGGUAACACUAAUAGUAGUAGUAGUAGUAGUAGUAGUAGUAAUAAUAAUAAUAAUAAUAAUAAUAAUAAUAAUAAUAAUAAUAAUAAUAAUAAUAAUAAUAAUAAUAAAGGAAGAUUAUGAAUUAGAAAAAGUAGUAGUAGUAGUAGUAGUAGUAGUGGUAAUAGUAGUAGAAGAAGAACAAGAACAAGAAGAACAAGAACAAUAUUCCAAACAACAAUAGUUAUUAUUUUUAUUAUUUCUUAUCAUUAUGACAUCGGGUAACGCAGAUGAAUUACAAUAAUUUGUGAAGCUAAACGUCAAAAUCCAUGAUAAGUGUGGCCAUGAGUUUAGUGAACAGAUUAGUAAACUUACGAAAUUACACAUACUGAAGAAUGUACGGCGAGGUUUAUGGAAAAGGAAGGAUACCACACUUAAAACAAAAAUCACCACCACCACCACCACUUCCUCCUCCACACUCACCUCCAUCAUCGCAUUUGAUUGGCGGGAGCUGAGAUGGUGUGGGCGGAACCUCUUCGCCAAGUUAGUUUGAACAGAAUACAAAAAAAUAAAUUAAGAGGAAAAUUGGAAGCAGUUUUAUGGGUUGUUAUUAUCAUUAUUAUCUUUAUCAUUAUUAUUACUAUUAUUAUUAUUAUUAUUAUUAUUAUUAUUAUUAUUAUUAUUAUUAUUAUUAUUAUUAUUAUUACUGUUUUUAUUAUUAUUAUUAUUAUUAUUAUUAUUAUUAUUAUUAUUAUUAUUAUUAUUAUUAUUAUUAUCUGUACAUCAAUAAUUUCUAAGUGUUAUUCUUCCAAAUGAAUGAUUAUUUUAUUAUUAUUAUUAUUAUUAUUAUUAUUAUUAUUAUUAUUAUUAUUUUUAUUAUUAUUAUUAUUAUUAUGGACUGUACAUUUAUAUUUUCUUAGCGUUUUCCAAAUUAAUCGUUAUUAUUAUUAUUAUUAUUAUUAUUAUUAUUAUUAUUAUUAUUAUUAUUGUUAUUAAUAUUAUGAUCAUUAGCUGUCCACAUUCACUUCUUAUUAGUGUUGUCGUUGGUGUGGUCUGCGCGUGACACCGUAUCUACCUCAGUUCACAAGUUCUCUUUCCUUUUCUCAGUCAGUGGUCGGCAAAACUAAUUAGUGACGCGUGGAGGCGGUGCGGGCAGGUAGGAAGGCAGGUAAAUAGGUAGGUAGGCAUACGGAAAAAACAAAUAAAGUGUGCUC
This is a messenger RNA of Eriocheir sinensis (Chinese mitten crab), 7619 nucleotides long. RefSeq names its product palmitoleoyl-protein carboxylesterase NOTUM-like (gene Notum). The transcript has 10 exons. NCBI's taxonomy places the organism in Eukaryota, Metazoa, Arthropoda, Malacostraca, Decapoda, Varunidae. The coding region runs from base 1713 to 4265 and encodes 850 amino acids. Gene Ontology annotation, molecular function: hydrolase activity. The record is from RefSeq and is a predicted model, not a curated record.